Messenger RNA from Alexandromys fortis (reed vole), 3334 nucleotides. RefSeq names its product cytochrome P450 family 24 subfamily A member 1 (gene Cyp24a1). Gene Ontology annotation, cellular component: mitochondrial inner membrane. The record is from RefSeq and is a predicted model, not a curated record. Lineage: Eukaryota; Metazoa; Chordata; Mammalia; Rodentia; Cricetidae. The transcript has 12 exons. The coding region runs from base 453 to 1997 and encodes 514 amino acids. Gene Ontology annotation, molecular function: oxidoreductase activity, acting on paired donors, with incorporation or reduction of molecular oxygen; iron ion binding; monooxygenase activity. Gene Ontology annotation, biological process: cortisol metabolic process; cellular response to peptide hormone stimulus; glucocorticoid biosynthetic process.
AGCAGGUCCCCCUCCGCCCUACUCAGCAUGCUCAUUGGCCAUCCCAGCAUGCCCUACAUCCAUAAAUACGAGGUCCCUGAGUCUGGGAGCUUUAGGAGACACACCGAGGUACAUCCGACCUGGCGGCAUCUCUUCUACCCUCCUUGACACCCUGUGGAUUCAGACGGGAGAAGUCAAAUUUGGAGACCCACAGAGGACUCGACUCAGAGCUACCAAACCUCGGCUGCUCUUCUCCAGCCCCUGUGACCAGCUCAGGGCAGGCACCUGUGCCCUAAGCCGCUGAACUUUGCAGCAUCCCUGGACAUCUGCCUCUUGGAAGUCCCUCCUGCUCUAUACCACUCCACCACACCGGAUUCUGUUUGCCUCUUUUCCCAAAUCACCAAGACUUCAGAACCCAACACCACCUCCAAAACACUUUACUCUUCCUCAUAACCCACGUGUCUCCUGCUACUAUGAGCUGCCCCAUUGACAAAAGGCGUUCUCUGAUUGCCUUCCUGAGCCGGCUGCGGGACCUUGGGCAGCCCCCUAGAGGAGUGACAUCCAAGGCGUACGCUUCCCGAGAGCCAAAAGAGGUACCCCUCUGCCCGCUGGUGACAGGUGGUGAGAGUCGGGACGCCACCUCCCUGCCUGGACCAACCAACUGGCCACUGCUAGGCAGUCUACUCGAGAUUCUUUGGAAGGGUGGCCUGAAGAAACAGCAUGACACUCUGGUAGAGUACCACAAGAAGUACGGCCAGAUUUUCCGGAUGAAGCUGGGCUCCUUCGACUCGGUGCACCUGGGCUCGCCGAGCCUGCUAGAAGCUCUAUACCGGACGGAGAGCGCGCAUCCCCAGAGACUAGAAAUCAAACCCUGGAAAGCCUAUCGGGACCACCGCAACGAGGGCUAUGGGCUGCUGAUCCUGGAAGGAAGAGAGUGGCAGAGGAUCCGCAGCGCCUUCCAAAAGAAACUGAUGAAGCCGGUGGAGAUCAUGAAACUGGACAAUAAGAUCAAUGAGGUCUUGGCCGAUUUUAUGGGGAGGAUAGAUGAGCUGUGUGACGAAGGAGGCCGCAUCAAAGACUUGUACAGUGAGCUGAACAAAUGGUCCUUUGAAAGCAUCUGCCUCGUGUUGUACAAGAAGAGAUUUGGGCUCCUCCAGAAGAAUGCUGAGGAAGAAGCUCUGACCUUCAUUACGGCCAUCAAGACGAUGAUGAGCACGUUUGGGAAGAUGAUGGUGACCCCCGUGGAGCUGCACAAGAGCCUCAACACCAAAGUGUGGCAGGCACACACUCUGGCCUGGGACACCAUUUUCAAAUCAGUAAAGCCUUGCAUCGACAACCGCUUGGAGAAAUAUUCCCAGCAGCCUGACGCAGAUUUCCUUUGCGACAUUUUCCACCGCAAUCAUCUUUCCAAGAAAGAACUGUACGCGGCUGUCACGGAGCUUCAGCUCGCUGCGGUGGAGACGACAGCCAACAGCUUGAUGUGGGUUCUCUACAAUCUAUCCCGGAAUCCCCACGUGCAAGAGAGGCUUCUUCUGGAAAUCCAGAGCGUGUUGCCUGGGAACCAGACGCCCUGGGCGGAAGAUGUGAGGAAUAUGCCCUACUUAAAGGCCUGUCUAAAAGAGUCCAUGAGGCUUACCCCAAGUGUGCCGUUUACAACUCGGACUCUCGACAAGCCGACGGUUCUGGGUGAAUACACUUUGCCCAAAGGAACAGUGUUAAUGCUAAAUACCCAGGUGCUGGGCUCCAGUGAGGACAACUUUGAAGAUUCCAAACAGUUUAAACCUGAACGCUGGCUUCAAAAGGAGAAAAAGAUCAAUCCCUUUGCCCACCUCCCAUUUGGCCUUGGGAAGAGGAUGUGCAUCGGGCGUCGACUGGCUGAGCUGCAGCUCCACUUGGCUCUUUGCUGGAUCAUCCAAAAAUAUAAGAUUGUGGCUACAGACAAUGAACCUGUCGAGAUGCUGCAUCUCGGCAUCCUGGUACCCAACCGGGAACUGCCCAUUGCAUUCUGUCCACGGUAGGAUGCUAAGAUUUUUUUUUCCACCGAGAUCAAGACCAGCAAUCUUUCCCUUUCUGCAAAAACGGUGCUUAUGGCUUCGGUGUUCCUAGAUGGCAAACGUCAAGAACCUGAUCAUGGGACAGUCUGCCAUGGAUGGAGCACAGUGCCUUCUGUAGAACUAUUCUAGAAGCUAUUGUCUACUCAAUGAUGUUUACAGAGACCCAUCAGCUCAGGGAAGCCCAUGAAGUGUGGGCAUGCCAGCCCUACCCCCAGACUGCACCACUGGUUUACAUCAGCCAAUCACAACCCUCCUCCCUUCUGUGGACUUGAUCAAGAACCUGCUGCCCAUCCCUCUUCUGUGAUAUCACUAGGAGGCCAACAGUCAGCCAUUCUAGCAAAGGUUGCUAAGCGUUUCUGCUCUCAAGCCCAAAGAAGCAUCCUUAAUUCUCAUUUCCAGUUUACAAAGAAAGUCCUGUUAUGGCUUAAUUGUCUGGGGAUCUGAGAUGGUCUGACAGCCCAUUUAUUAUAACUCUGUUUCUGCCAGAUUACAGACUGAAUAUUUUGAGAAAUUCUUUAGUGAAGCCAGCUCCUUGUUUGAGAAUGCCUUGCUCAUGCAGGGGACUGUGUAACUUUUAUGUCAUCGGUACCCUUUCCUCCGCGGUCUUGGAGUGUGGAUGAAUGAAAUCAGCAGUUUCUAAGCUGUGCAUGUGCUGACACGUGUGUGUGAGUGUGCAUGUAUGUUUGACUGUGAGCUCUAGGCUUCAGUCUGCUUUCACAGAGAUGACACAGGGUACCCAAUUUAGGGUACCCACAGUGCGGGGCUGUGUCCUGAGAUUUAGUCACCGCUCAAAGGUACUCAUUAAAACUCUAAGAAUGGGGCUUUCCGUGCCUUAAUUUCUUUGUCUAUUCAAAGUGAUAACGGUAAUAGAUGUGUACUUCGAGACUACCUGUGCGGCUUAUGUAGUGUGACUUGAGGCCCCCAGGAAAGCAUGAUGUCAUCAGCGCAAAAUGUGGAAUUAUGCACGGCUCACAAACUUAGACAUGUUUAUGCGUGACUUGUGCAUUUUCUAACCAGCACUGUUUUCUAUAGAAGUUUACUGUUUAUGUCUGUAUAUUUGGUAAAGAUUUCCCUUUUAGGUUAUGGUUUUAGGAUAAUUCGGAAUAUGCAUCCAUAUGUACAUUUGAAUGAAUAUGUGUGUACGGCUAGUAGAGGUUUGUCCCUUCUCUCUCUUGUGAGAUUAUUUUUAGAGUUAUCGAUCCAGAGACUAAAGAUGUAAUUCCAUGGCAAGAGUGUCCGCCUAGUCUAUGUGAGACCUGGGUUCAAGCCCAGGACUGCCAGAAAAUAAAAGGUAAAAUAAA